AUGAGGGGGCCGGCGUGGCGGGCGCUGCUGCUGGUGCUGGCGCUGGCCUUGGCGGACGCGGCGGCGGGGAGGUUCGUGGUGGAGAAGAACAGCAUCCAGGUGACGUCCCCCGACGAGCUCAAGGGCAAGUACGAGUGCGCCAUCGGCAACUUCGGGGUGCCGCAGUACGGUGGUACGCUGCACGGCUGGGUCGAGUACCCCAGGUCCAACCGGAAGGGGUGCCAGAGCUUCGACCAGUUCGACAUCUCCUUCAAGCCCAAGAAAGCCGGGGGACGACCCAACUUCGUCCUCCUCGACCGCGGAGAAUGCUUUUUCACUGUCAAGGCAUGGAAUGCCCAAAAUGCUGGAGCUGCCGCAGUUCUUGUUGUGGAUGACAAGCCAGAACCUUUAAUCACAAUGGACAACCCAGAGGAAGGCAAAGAACACCUAGAAAACAUCACUAUUCCCUCAGUGCUUAUAACAAAGAAAUUGGGGGAUCAACUUAAGAAAUCUGCAGAAGCAGGUGACAUGCUUAGCGUUCUUCUGGACUGGAGGGAAUCUCUUCCGCACCCCGAUGAGCGUGUAGAGUAUGAAUUCUGGACAAACAGUAAUGAUGAAUGUGGUCCUAAAUGCGAUAUGCAAAUGGACUUCGUGAAGAACUUCAGAGGAACUGCACAAGUUCUUGAGAAAAAGGGUUACACCCAGUUUACUCCUCAUUAUAUCACAUGGUAUUGUCCAGAAACUUUUGUCACGAGCAAGCAAUGCAAAUCACAGUGCAUCAAUCAUGGGAGAUAUUGUGCACCAGACCCUGAGCAGGAUUUUAGCCAAGGAUAUGAUGGAAAAGAUGUUGUGAUUCAAAAUCUGCAUCAAAUUUGUUUAUUCAAGAUUGCUAAUGAGACUGGCAAGCCAUGGUUGUGGUGGGAUUAUGUGCAUGACUUUGCACUUAGGUGCCCAAUGAAGGAUAAGAAAUACACACAUGAAUGUGCCAGUGAUGUUAUCAAGUCACUUGGAUUGGACGUUGAGAAGGUAAACAAAUGUGUUGGGGAUCCUGAAGCUGACGAGGAGAAUGAAAUUCUAAAGGCAGAACAAGAUGCUCAAAUUGGUAAUGGUAAAAGAGGAGAUGUCACAAUACUUCCGACCCUUGUCAUCAACAACAGGCAAUACAGAGGUAAAUUGGACAAAGUUGCUGUUCUGAAAGCAAUCUGUUCAGGAUUUGAGGAGACGACUGAGCCUGCUAUUUGUUUGAGCGAAGAAAUUCAAACGAAUGAAUGUUUGGACAACAAUGGUGGUUGCUGGCUGGACAAGGCUAAUAACGUUACUGCAUGCAAGGAUACCUUCCGUGGGCGUGUUUGUGAGUGCCCUAUUGUGAAAGGUGUAAAAUUUGUUGGUGAUGGAUAUACACAUUGUGAAGCUUCUGGUAUUGGUAGGUGUGAGAUUAGUAAUGGAGGGUGCUGGCAGGAAACUAAAGAUGGGAAGACGAUCUCUGCCUGCUCAAACGAAGAACCUGAUGGGUGUAAAUGUCCAGCUGGUUUCAAGGGUGAUGGAGUAAAAAGUUGUGAAGAUAUUGAUGAAUGCAAAGAGAAACUUUUCUGUCAGUGCAAGGGUUGCAGCUGCAAGAAUACAUGGGGAAGCUAUGAGUGCAGCUGUGGUGAUGACAAAAUGCUAUACAUGAGAGAGCAUGACACUUGCAUCAGCAAAGAGGGAACUACCGCAACUGUUGGCUGGAGCUUCCUCUGGGUUAUCUUCUUCGGACUUGUUUUUGCUGGGGUUGGAGCAUACGCAGUGUACAAAUACAGGCUGAGGAGUUACAUGGAUUCGGAGAUCCGCGCCAUCAUGGCUCAGUACAUGCCUCUGGAUAACCAAGAAGGAGCAAACCAGCAGCAUCAUGUCGCGCAUGCGGAUGAUAUUUGAAACGGCGCUCCUUUUUCUGGAGCAGCAUAGGAGGAGAGGGGCGUGCAACAUCUCACCUGUGCUGCCGCACCAAGGCACCAGUGGACAUCAGACUUUGCAGAGGUCAACUAGGCGCGAAAGAUACGGGUGGUGUGCGAGGAGAUUUGCCGUACCAUGUAUGAUUCUAAGAGAGACACAUUCUAAGAUAGGGGAUGAUACCAUCUUAGUUUAGCCCUUGUUCGCCUUUAGUUUUUGUUCAAACUUGUGUGAGUUCGUGUUGCCCCGUUUCAUAUACAUGUCUACACUCUGUAAAUACUGUUGUUCAGACCAUAGAUUUUCUCUUGACAAUACCUGAAUAAAGCUUGGGCCUACAAGGCUGCAAGCGUUAUAUAUACCAAUGCUUUAAAGCAUUGGUUAUACAUAUCUGUAUCUGUGAUUACAGGUUAGUAUUUCACUGU
Molecule: messenger RNA, 2327 nt
Organism: Setaria italica (foxtail millet)
Lineage: Eukaryota; Viridiplantae; Streptophyta; Magnoliopsida; Poales; Poaceae
Product: vacuolar-sorting receptor 1
Exons: 12
Coding region: 1-1890 (629 amino acids)
Molecular function (GO): calcium ion binding
Source: RefSeq, a predicted model, not a curated record